AUCAGCAUGCAGCACUGAUAGCUGUUGCCAGGCAGAAUAUGGUAAUGAGGUCCGGGCGGCGUCCCCCCCUCCUCCUCUGCAGCUACCAUUGUGAGCCAUGUUACAGAAGAUCACCUUGUCUUGUGUGAGUAGAGACAUAGCGAACAGAUGAAUCUAUUCAGCCAAGCACUGCGUCAGUAAUUAGCUAUCACCAUGGAGCACCACAGCAGGGACGAGAUGGAUUCGAAAGAGGAAAGUCCACAGGUGUGGUCUGAAUCUGCUGAGCAGGAACAGAAUACUGCUCAGAUGCACUUUGUCCCUGAAGGUGGAACAGUGGCACAAAUUGUGUACAGUGAUGAUCAGGACCGUCCCCCGCAGCAGGUGGUCUACAUGGCAGAUGGCACCUCUUACACCUCAGUGGACACCUCGGAGCACGCAUUGGUUUACAUCCAUCCUGUGGAGGCUACGCAGACUCUAUUUACAGACCCGUCCCAAGUGGCUUAUGUCCAGCAGGAUGCCACAACACAGCAGGUAACUGUGCUCUUGCCUGCUGCUGCUCAGAGCAUGAAUUCCACCAACCUCUCCGUGCUCGGCAACAUUACCGAAUCCCCACAGCAAAUGACUCUGGAGCAGGGUCCACAAGCAGACAGAGCAUCAUUACCAGUGCAUAACCAGAUAUUACCUCCUAUGGAGGCAGUAGAUGGUUCUGAUCCUUUAGCACCUCUGCAGAACCCAAUGGGGAGGAUGGAAACAAAAGAGGAAGAUGAUGACGAUGAGGAGGAUGAUGAAGAUGAAGAUGAAGACGGGGAAGACACUGACUUGGAUGAAUGGGACCCAGAUCCACCUCGACCCUUUGACCCCCAUGAUCUGUGGUGUGAAGAGUGUAAUAACGCACAUCCCUCAGUGUGUCCGAAACAUGGACCCUUGCAUCCAAUCCCAAACCGGCCAGUGCUGACCAGAGCAAGAGCCAGCCUCCCCCUGGUGCUCUAUAUAGACAGGUUCCUGGGGGGAGUGUUCUCCAAAAGACGCAUUCCCAAACGCACACAGUUUGGCCCUGUGGAGGGACCGCUGGUCAGACAAACUGAACUGAAAGACUGCUACAUUCAUUUAAAGGUGUCUCUUGAGAAGGGUGACAGAAAAGACAGGGAUUUACAAGAAGAUCUGUGGUUUGAGCUGUCCAGUGAGGCGCUUUGUAACUGGAUGAUGUUUGUGCGUCCAGCCCAGAAUCACCUGGAGCAGAACCUGGUGGCAUACCAGUAUGGCCACCAUAUUUAUUAUACAACAAUUAAGAAUGUGGAGCCCAAACAGGAACUGAAGGUGUGGUAUGCAGCCUCCUAUGCAGAGUUUGUGAACCAGAAGAUCCAUGACAUAUCCGAGGAGGAAAGGAAAGUUCUCCGAGACCAAGAGAAGAACUGGCCAUGUUAUGAAUGUAAUCGUCGCUUCAUGAGCUCAGAACAGCUCCAACAACACCUCAACUUCCAUGAUGAGAAGCUGGACUUCUUUAGCAGAGCAAGAGGCAGAGGUCGCGGGCGAGGAAAGAGGAGGUUUGGGCCAGGCAGACGGCCAGGGCGCCCCCCGAAAUUCAUGCGCUUGGAAGUAACCAGUGAAAAUGGGGAAGAAUGUGAAGAAGGAAUUCAGGACUUGCUGAAUUUUUCCAGCAAGGGGCUGUUUGAUGAGGCUGGAGAAGCCACACUGAAUGGGCUGGAACAGCAGGAGCAGACCCCAGUGCCAUCAGAGACACAGUUGGCACUGGAUCAACAACCAGAAGGCCAUCCAAUGCAACUCCAGCAGCAGCAAUAUGAUGAGAGCCCGGUGCCUAUGCAGAGCACCAUGACAGCAGAUGACAUGCGGCGAGCAAAGCGCAUUCGGAAUGCUGCUCUUCAGCAUCUGUUCAUCCGAAAGUCCUUCCGUCCAUUCAAAUGCCUGCAAUGUGGGAAGGCGUUCCGGGAGAAGGACAAGCUGGAUCAGCACCUGCGAUUCCACGGGCGGGAGGGGAACUGCCCUCUGACCUGUGACAUCUGCAAUAAGGGUUUUAUCAACAGCGGCGCCCUGGAGAGUCACAUGAAGUUCCACUUGGACCAGAAAACAUAUUCCUGUAUUUUCUGUCCUGAGUCUUUUGACCGCUUGGACCUGCUCAAAGAUCACGUGGCAGUCCACGUCAAUGAUGGCUAUUUCACCUGCCCUACCUGUAAAAAGCGCUUUCCUGAUUUUAUCCAGGUGAAGAAGCAUGUGCGCAGCUUCCAUUCGGAAAAGAUUUACCAGUGUACGGAAUGCGAGAAGGCUUUCUGCCGUCCCGACAAGCUGCGGCUCCACAUGCUGCGACACUCGGACCGCAAGGACUUCCUGUGCUCCACCUGUGGCAAGCAGUUCAAGAGGAAAGACAAGCUCCGGGAGCACAUGCAAAGGAUGCAUAAUCCAGAAAGAGAAGCUAAGCAAGCUGAUCGAAUCAGUCGCUCCAAAACCUUCAAGCCUCGGAUAGCUUCCACCGACUACGAAAGCUUCAUGUUCAAAUGCCGACUGUGCAUGAUGGGCUUCCGGAGGAGAGGCAUGUUGGUGAAUCAUUUAUCAAAGCGACAUCCAGACAUGAAAAUAGAGGAGGUGCCAGAGCUAACAUUGCCCAUCAUCAAACCCAACAGAGAUUACUUCUGUCAGUACUGUGAUAAGGUGUACAAGAGUGCCAGCAAACGCAAAGCUCAUAUUCUGAAGAACCAUCCCGGUGCUGAGCUACCUCCGAGUAUCCGGAAACUGCGCCCAGCGGGACCGGGAGAGCCAGACCCCAUGCUGAGUACUCACACCCAGCUCACGGGCACAAUAGCCACUCCACCAGUCUGUUGUCUUCACUGUUCCAAACAGUACAGCAGUAAGACCAAGAUGGUACAACACAUUCGCAAGAAGCACCCUGAGUUUGCUCAGCUCCCUAACACGAUACACACGCCUUUGGCAGCAGCCGUCAUCAGUUCCACCCCUGCAGUUUUAACCACUGACAGCACCACCGGAGAGACCGUUGUGACAACAGAUCUGCUGACGCAAGCAAUGACAGAACUGUCCCAGACCCUGACGACGGACUAUCGAACCCCACAGGGAGAUUAUCAGCGAAUCCAGUACAUCCCUGUGUCACAAUCCACAGCUGGCCUGCAGCAGCCCCAGCACAUACAGCUGCAGGUUGUGCAAGUGGCCCAGGCUACCUCACCUCACCAGUCCCAGCAUUCCACGGUGGACGUUGGACAGCUGCAUGACCCCCAGACGUACACCCAGCAUGCCAUCCAGGUGCAGCAUAUCCAGGUCACAGAGCCAGCCCCAACAACUCAAUCAUCAUCACAGGUGGGAGCUCAGCCAUUGAGUUCCUCAUCACAACAGUCUCAGCAGGAACUCAGCCCCUCCCAAAUGCAAACGACAACAUCAGCACCAAGCCAAACUCUCCAGCAACAGCAAGGAUCCUCAGUCCAGCACAUGUAUCUACCCAGCACAUGGAACUCAUUUCGUAGCUACCCAUCAGAAAUUCAGAUGAUGGCCAUCCCACAGGGUCAGUAUGUGAUCGCAGAGACAGCGGUAGGCACUCCUGUCACCACAGUGAACACAGGGCAAGUGAAGGCAGUCACCCAGACCCAUUAUGUGAUAUCUGAAGGUCAACCCGAUCUGGAUGUAAAACAGAACUCUUCACUCUCCAGUGGGGUGCAAGUGGGUGUGUCUCAGCCAUCAGCACACUGUGACCUCUUGGAAUCACAAACAACCAAUCAACAGCAAACCACACAGUACAUCAUCACUACAACCACCAAUGGGAAUGGGGGCAGUGAAGUGCACAUCACUAAACCAAGAACUUUUUCCACAGAGCACGAAUGAAGAAAUCCCAUUGUGUCACCUGACUUUAAGAACAACCUAUCCCCCAAAACAUCUGGGUGUCCUGGAGCUCAUUAUGUUUUAAAGUAUUCAUGCACAUAACUUCAGCUAGAAUCUUGGCCCUCUUGCUGAUGCUUUAUAAGGGGGUAUAGGUCGCAGCAACAACUAAAAAAUACCCUCAAAACCCUUUGGGAAUGGUGCCAUCUUAUGCAAAUCUUCAAGAAAAAGGAAAAAAUGAGAAGUGGAAACUGUGCUUGCCCAGAACUUUACUUUUUGGCAUGUCUGAUGACCCUUAUUUUUCCUUUGAGAAAGUAUCACAGUAGACAACAUUUAUUAUAAAGGUAGGGGAAAAUACUUGCCAAACAAAUAGCUAAUGGCAGAUUAUGCCCCAUGUACAUUUCUACUAUCUGCAGUUAAACAAAAAGACAUCAUGUAAACUGCCUAUGGUAUUCGCUUUAUGUCCGAACUGCUCCCUGUGUCUUUAUUUUUAAAUGACCAAGGAAGAAGGGAAUAUACCAGCUAGAUAAAGAGCAGACCACCCGGAAAGAAAGAGCAGCAGCAAAUCGGUGACUCCUUGUGUGCACGUGAGUGUGAGAGGGACAGAUGUAACAAUGAAGCUGUGAAACUGUGUAGAAGCAGUCAAUUAAAUUAUUAUUUAGCAACCUUUUAGAACUGUUUACAUGCUGUCUGUGCUGCCCUGCCAAGAUGUUCUGGGGAGAAGGAAAGAUGCAGUCUUGAGACCUCAAUGUUUGGAAUUGAAAUCCUAAUAGCACAUGACGGUAACACUGAGCCUAUACUGUGUUUUUCCCUACACUCACAGGGAACUCUUCUUUUCUCUUGUAAACCAAUAAAAGGCUCGGUAAUGUUUAAAGCUCUAUAGUAGCUUUGUGCUGUGACCCCUAAUGAUAGUUGUAAGAAGAGAGAAUUGGGGGAGGGAGUUUAAAGAAAUAGAUUUUUUUUUUAAACUUUUCUUUGGUAGUUUUAAAGUAAAAAGGCACUCUGAACUCUGUGCCUUACAGUUGCCGUUUGAAACUCACUUUAACCUGCAAUGUCAGAAGAGAACCUUUGUAACCUGCUCCCUGUGUACACACUUUUUGCAGACGUGGUACACUUAUCUCUAAGGCUGCCUCAAAAUUUAAUGUCUUUUCCCUGUGAAGGUUGAAUGGAAAGUUGGUUGCUCUGAUAAAGUUGGUUGCUCUGAUUUUCCAUGUACCUUGUGCUGCAAUUCCUGUGGACUGUUUUCAUAAAAUCACCAGCUUUGGACUCAGGAAACACAAAAAAAGAAUGCUAGAGGACCACUAUUAUAGGAUAAUGAAAGCCAUCUCAAAGGAUUGCUUGAUCUGGCAGACCUGGUAUUUUACAGAGCUUGUGUUAUGGUUUGGGACCAGGAGACAGGGAAGCUGUGUCUUUAAAGCAGUUUAUUUGUUCUUACAUUGCUCCCCUUUAAGGAUCUGUUUGUUUGUUUUAAACCAAGGGGAAGGAGGUAAUUUUUAUUCUGGUGCUUAGGAGGAUAUCACCCAGCUCCACUGACUCCAUAUGCCUAAAUCUUUACUGACUCUGCUUGAAGAGCUACCCCAGCGUGUCAGUGUCUAAUAGGAUACAUUGUAAACUUUGGUCUUAAUGGCCUUUUGUGACAUCAUAAUUAACAGAUGAAAUCUCUAUUUUGAACAACUUUUCUUUGGUGCUACACUGAAGAUCCCUUGCUUACACAAGUGUGCCUGUUGGUUCUGGUGGGGCUACUUGUGAGUGUGUGUAGGAGUUGCAGUAGCAGGCCCGAUGAUGCCAAGCCUUAAACUGAAGUCCCAGUCUAAAACCGUAACUGGACAACUACUUGAUGGCAAAGUCUGGUGACACAUAAUGCUGUGGUAAAUAACAUAUCUGUUCAUAUGGAGUGGAAACAAUGACUGCAUGAUGAGAUAAACCCUGUUUAAAUAUUGGCUGGCUCAGCACUGCUUUAGGGUAGUCUUGAAGUGAUUGGCCAAAAUGUAGACUAAAUUGGUACCUGGGAUCUUCCUGCUUUGACUGUCCCGAAAUGAUGGAGCAUUAACAAGUUAGGAGCUUGGGUUCUGCUCCAAAGCCCACUGAAGUGAAUGAGCAUCUUUCCAUUGACUUCAUUGGGGCUUUGGAUCAGGUCCUUUCUUUGCGGCGGUGCUGAGCAAUGGUCAUUCCUAUUGAUUCCAACUGGAGCUGUACAUGCUGAACACUUCUGGAAAUCAGGCCCUUGGUAUGUUGUUUGUGUAGGAUAAAAGAAGGAAGCUCACUGGCCUGACUUUGCCUCACAGCUUCUUAUUAAAAAAAGGAGGCUUUUCUCAGAUUGCCAGAUGAUCUACUGACUAAAAAUGAAGGUAUACACAUUCCUCUACACACUCCUACAAAUUUAAAGUCAAAUAUGUGGUACUACAGAUAAUGAGAAGUAGGUGAUUUGAAAAUGUCACAUGGUAAAUAGUUACUGUUUUACAGGAGUCUUUUAAAGUCUUUAAAGGUCCAGUUACCAGAUAUGAAGAAUAAGCCUUUAAAGCAUUGCAAAUGUAGGCUUUAAAAAACAAAGUUUUCUUCAACUUUGUUUAGAAACCAUCACUUAAUGGGGUCGCUUGUUCUUGUACCAGUUACUUCAAGUUAAAAACUAGCCUGUUGUUAUGGAAUGCAGUUUGAAAAUGGCCUUUUUGAGCUUAUAUCUUGUUUAUCGAGAUUUUUGUUCUGUGUCUCACAGCGGCACAACAUACAAAACCACCAGCCAGAAACCAAAGAAAGCGAUGGUUCACUUUGUGUCUCAAAUUAAUGGAUGGAUGAGAAUACAAUAUAUACAAAGAGAGACAUAAUCUUCCCUGGGAGUUAAGCAUCAUUUUCAUUCCAAAGUAACGAAUUAUAAUGAUUACACAGAUCUGGGGAGAGAACAGAAAUUUGGUAGUGAAAACCAGUCCUACAGUUGUGUCUGUAGUGCAGGGCUUCUCUUAAAAAUGAAAAUCUGUUUCUAUGGCUGUGUGCAGACCUGCGGUGCAGAAAACAUAUAAAUUUCUUUUCUUUUGCUGGAGCCAGCCCAAAGAUCUGUGUCUCCUAAAUAAUGUCCCAUCAGAGCUUAAUUGUGGAGUACCCUUCAUUGUCACUGAGAGCUAAAGGCUGCCCUAAGAAUUACAUGCUGGGUGCUCCGUUUGGCUUCCAUUGGGUACCCCUGCUCCUGCAUCUGAGCGCAGAAGUUGGCCCUGAUUCUCUGCUCUCCAAAAGAAUCUUACUUGCUUCUUUCCAAGAACUGUUAAAACACCUGGGACUAAAUCUGGAUCUUUUGUGAGACACUGAAGCUGACUGACUAGUUGCAUCAUUCUGACCCUGUUCUGUUAUUUAAAUAUGUAUGUUUGUUGUACAUUCAGUGACUGUUAUAGUGUUAAUAGUAUCGUGCUACCUGGCAGUUGUAAAAACAAAAUUAAUAAAAGUUUUCUUCUUUUUUAAAUACUG
Gopherus evgoodei (Goodes thornscrub tortoise) is the source of this 7266-nucleotide messenger RNA. RefSeq names its product PR/SET domain 10 (gene PRDM10). The coding region runs from base 193 to 3819 and encodes 1208 amino acids. The transcript is spliced from 23 exons. Lineage: Eukaryota; Metazoa; Chordata; Testudines; Testudinidae. Gene Ontology annotation, molecular function: DNA-binding transcription factor activity, RNA polymerase II-specific; RNA polymerase II transcription regulatory region sequence-specific DNA binding; protein binding. The record is from RefSeq and is a predicted model, not a curated record. Gene Ontology annotation, cellular component: nucleus. Gene Ontology annotation, biological process: regulation of transcription by RNA polymerase II.